Molecule: messenger RNA, 1284 nt
Organism: Saprolegnia parasitica CBS 223.65
Lineage: Eukaryota; Oomycota; Saprolegniomycetes; Saprolegniales; Saprolegniaceae
Exons: 7
Coding region: 11-1255 (414 amino acids)
Molecular function (GO): protein binding
Source: RefSeq, a predicted model, not a curated record
GCCGAGCCUGAUGGACGCCCGCCACCUUGAGACUGAAGAUGUGCUCCUCGAAGACGAGGAGAUGAUCCUCGAAGACGAAGUCACGGAGGAGUAUGAGCUCGGCGACGUGCCAGAUGAGGACGACGACAUGGAGGUCGACGGCGACGACGAUGGCGAGGCGGAUGUCUCGGCCGAGAUUGUCGACGACGCCCGCAUGGUGUUUCGCGGCCACAACGGCCCUGUGUACGCCAUUAGCGUCCACCCGCUCGACAAGAACAUUGUGCUCAGCGGCGGCGGCGACGACGUCGGCCUGAUCUGGAGCAUCGAAGAUCUCUCGAUCAAGCACGUGCUCAAGGGCCACACCGACUCGGUGGUCGCCGUCGGCUUUAGCUGCGAUGGUGUGCUCGCCGCGACCGGCGGCUACGAUGGUAUCGUCAAGGUCUGGAACGUGCAGACCGGCGCGCUUCUCCAUACGCUCGACGGUCCGUCGCAGGAGAUUGAGUGGAUUAAGUGGCACGCCAAGGGCAACGUUCUCCUCGCGGGCUCGGGCGACGGCACGGCGUGGAUGUGGCUCGCGGCCACGGGCGAAUGCAUGCACGUGUUUGCUGGCCACGAAGACAGCAUCACGUGCGGUUCGUUCACGGGCUCGGGCAAGAUGAUCGCGACUGGGUCGGCCGACUGCACCGUCCGUCUCUGGAACCCCAAGACGGGCGAGUGCGCGCACGUCUUCCGCGGCAACGAGUUCCACGAAGGCCCGAUCUGCAACGUGCUCUGCCACCCCAAGCAGCCCGUCAUGAUCUCGUGCUCCCAAGACGGCACGGCGCGCCUUCUCCACAUUCAAAACAAGCGCCAGCUCGCCGUCUUCUCGCACGCGACCAACGAAGCGGCAGCUGGCACGAUUGCGGCCGACGAUUCGAUGGCCGUCAACUCGGUCGAGUGUGCUGGCUUUUGCAACACGCUCAACUGGUGCGCGACCGCCGACUUGGGCGGCGAGCUCCGCAUUUGGGACCUCGCGACUUACCAGUGCCGCCACGUGUGCCGCCACGAAGCCGGCGUCAUCAAGCUCAUGUGGCACCCGACCGAGCCGUUUGUGUACACGUGCACGGUGGACGGUAUGAUUCACGUGUGGGACGCGCGCAGCGGCCAGCUCCAGCGGUCGCUCUCGGGCCACCAGGAAAUGAUCCUGGACAUGGACCUUAUCGUCCGCAACGGCAUGCUUGCCGAUCUCGUCACGGCCAGCGACGACGAGACGGUGCGGAUAUUCAGCCUCGAAUAAAGCCGCGUCAAGGCCACUUUUGAACGAGA